AUGAUUCGAUUAUUUUCGAGAAGUUUCUCAUAUCUCAAUGUAACUAGCCAAUGCGCAGCAAGAAUAAAGAAGAUUUGUAAGGCUAAUGAGUUCAUGAGGAUUUUAGUUGAUGGUGGAGAAGGAUGCGGAGGAUUUGUGUAUAAGUUCAAUAUUGAGUCAGAAAUGAAGGAUAAUGAUUAUGUGAUAGAGAGUGAAGGAGCUAAAAUAGUUGUUGAUCAGGAUUCUAUCGCUCUGAUUAAAGGAUCUACUGUUGAUUUCACAGAUGAGAUGAUCAAAAAAGUAUUUACCGUCAAAGAAAAUCCUCAAGCUGAUAUGACCUGUGGGUGUGGAAGCUCUUUUUCCCCAAAGUUUAAAUAG
Molecule: messenger RNA, 357 nt
Organism: Blepharisma stoltei
Lineage: Eukaryota; Ciliophora; Heterotrichea; Heterotrichida; Blepharismidae
Source: the annotation of a GenBank genome assembly